Rubroshorea leprosula is the source of this 2091-nucleotide messenger RNA. Lineage: Eukaryota; Viridiplantae; Streptophyta; Magnoliopsida; Malvales; Dipterocarpaceae. The record is from the annotation of a GenBank genome assembly.
GCGGUGAAAGGGAAAGAACAGAAGUCUCAACAUCUGCUAAUUCAUGGAAGAACGAUGGAAAGGGACGAAAGGGACAUUACUCAUCGGAAAAAGACACCAAUUCAGGCAAGACAACAAAAAAGGAAGGAGGAAGUGGCAUCCUGUGACACAAUAAAUACCAAAAAAUGGAUGGUGGAGAAUUCAGAUUUGGAAACACAGGAGGAAAUUAUGGAAUUUAUACCAGAGCAGAGUAAACUCCAAUGGCUUGAAGGGGGCAUAGUGGCUACUGUCAAAUCUCUAACAAUAAUCAAUGAAAUUCAACAGAGAAUUGACGUAGAUGGCAGCCUGAUCACCCUAGCACCAUUAAGAGGCAGAAGGGUGCUGUUAACUAAAAAGGAAUCGGGGUUCUUAUUGGAAUUUGUGAAGCUCAAUAAAGAAGUGUUAGCUUUGUGGUUUGAAGACAUCCAAUCAUGGGAUAAGGAAGUACAGGAACGAAGCAGAAUGGUGUGGCUACAUAUCUCUGGUAUUCCUUUGAAAGCAUGGAGUGAUAGAUGCUUUAUGAUGAUCGGAGAACUAGUCGGAGAGGUGAUCAAGAUCCAUGAAGAUACAAAGAUGAAGUCAAUUUUAUGUGAUGGGAGAAUGUUAGUUAUAUGCUCUGUAGAUCAUAAGAUUUCUAAAAGAAUUACACUGAAGGUGAAAGAAAAUUUGUAUGAGAUACGGGUGGAUGAAGAAGAAUGGCGAUCCGACCCAAAUUGGUGGUUGUCGGAUGAUGAGCGGCGGGGUGAGUCACUAAUGGAGUCAGAGCAGUCUUCGGAGCAUUCUUUGGAGCAGAUAGAUGAGGAGGAUCAGGAUUGGAUAAACUUCGAAAUCUGUGACGAAGAGGACAUUAGCAUUGAUGAGGAGCAAUUAAUGAAGGAUGGACAUUGGAAUUCAAAUUCAAAUUUCAAAAAUACAAAGGAAGAAGGGGAGAGUCGGCAUACAGAAGAAGGAAAUGAUGGUAGAGAGGAUGUGCAAACGAAGAAGAAAGUUGGAGGAAUGUUACCCAGAGAGCCUAGCGAAAAUCUAGGCAAAGAAGAUGCAGGAAACAAAUGCAAGAGCAAAACAACGACACAAAGGGAGAGCAGAAUCUUCAACAAGGGUAGCAAACAAGGGGAGUGGGGAAUACAUAAGGUGAAGUGUAACCUAGUGAAUGUGUAUGGUCCAAAUGAUAGACAGAAACGACUCAAGCUAUGGGAUGAGCUAAGGAAUAUGAUCACAGAAGAGGGAGGACGAUGGUUGAUUGCGGGAGACUUUAAUGCUGUAAGAUGUCUUGAGGAAAGAAGGGGAAGAAUAGGGGAGAGCCCAGAUAUGAGGGAAUUUGAUGCGUUUAUUCUAUCAACAGGCUUAAUAGAUAUCAAAAUGGCUGUUAAACAGAUUGAGCAGGUUGAUAUGAAGAAUGAGGAGCUUGAUCUAGAUGAAUUUGAGAUUCUGCAGAGACAAGAAGGAUUUCAGAAAAUGUGGGACAUAAUGAGGAAGAGAGAACUGAUAUGGAAACAGAAGUCAAGAAGCAAUUGGGUUAAGAAGAAGGUGAUGAAUUAUUUUAGCAAGCUAUUUCAAGAAGAUAAGUGGAGUAGACCAAAGCCUUAUGGGGUUAAUUUCAAGCAAAUGUCUAUAGAGGAAAAGCAAUGGCUUGAACGACCAUUCUCCACUGAAGAUAUUGAGGAAGGGUUACGAAGUUGUGAAGGCUCAAAAGCUCCAGGCCUAUACGGUAAGAGCAGCAUUUAUGGAUAUAAUGUGCCAGUAAGAUGGGUAGAAGGAUCAACCGGCAUGCUACGUUGUGGUGUUGGGAAAUCUCCUUUCAUUUAUUUGGGAAUGCCCGUUGAUGGAAAUCUUGGGAGAAAGAAGUUAUGGGAGCCACUGAUAAAUAAAUUCUGAGCCAAACUCGCUGUCUGGAAAGCUGCUUCGCUAUCCUUUGGUGGUCGCCUCACUUUGCUUAACUCGGUACUUUCUGCUUUACUUAUUUUUUAUAUGUCACUGUUUUUAAUUCCAAAUUCUAUGCUUGCUGAAUUGAUUAGUAUACAGAGAACCUUUUUAUGGGGAGGGGUUGAGUCACAAAAAAAGAUCUCUUGGGUG